UCCCCAAAUUUGUCCCUUUGACCGCAAAUCUCCCCCUCUGCCCCCAUAUUAUCCCUCCAUCCCCACCCCUGACCCCAAAUCUCCCCCUCUGCCCCCAUACCGCCCCUCCGUCCCCACCGUUGUCCCCAUGUCCCCCCCCGUCACCUGGGGGGUGGCCCUGGGGGUGGCCCUGGGCGCUGUGGGGUGGGCGCUGUUGGUUUCCUCUCUGCCCCACAGUGCCUGGGGGGUGGGGGGGGGGCAGGUGACGGUGGUGGCGUCUGUCACCAACACCCGCGGGCUGUGGAGCGAUUGUGUCACCGACGCCAGCGGGGGUGACAUCGUGUGUCCCACUGCAGUCACUGCUCACACUGCCCGGUUACCUGCAGGGCAGCCGAGCGUUGGCUGUGGGAGCGGCAGCUGUGGGGACCCCCGGCCCACUUCUCCCCUUCUUGGGGGGUCCGGGGGGGGCGACGGAGGGGUCGGAUCCUGGGGGGGGCGCUGGCUGCUGCUGGCAGCUCUGGGUGCCGCCGGUGCCUCCGUGUGGUUUGGGGUCGCUGUCACUCAGGAGUUCUUCGACCCCCAACAUUCGAGCGUCAGGUAUGAGCCCGGCCCGGGGUUGUUCCUGGCCGGGGGGGGGGCGAUGCUUUUGGGGCUGGGGGGGGCAGCGCUCCUCCUUGCCGCGCGGAGGACCCCCCCCAGAACACAACGACCCCCAGGUGAGAAACUCCCCCCCCCCCCCAAAAUAAUGGGAACCCCAAAACCGUGGCGUCCAACCCCAAUAUUAGGGACCCCCCCCCCUCCAAUCUGCCUCCAUCACAUAACGCCCUCAUCGCUAUCAUGCCCCCCCCCCCCCAUUAAAAUUAGGGACCCCCACCCUAAAGCCACCCCCCCAAAACUGGAAGCCCCCCCCACCCAAAACUGGGACGCCCCCUCAAAAAAAUAGGAAUGCCUCCAAAUUGGGGUCCCCCCCACCCCAAACACGCUCUCAAAACUGGGGAUCCCCCCCCCAAAUUAGAACCCCAGCCCCAAAUAACAGUGAAAUCCCCCAAAACCGGGACCCCCCCACCCCAAACUG
Messenger RNA from Gallus gallus (chicken), 1054 nucleotides. RefSeq lists its product as uncharacterized. NCBI's taxonomy places the organism in Eukaryota, Metazoa, Chordata, Aves, Galliformes, Phasianidae. Gene Ontology annotation, molecular function: structural molecule activity. The coding region runs from base 128 to 922 and encodes 264 amino acids. The transcript has 4 exons. Gene Ontology annotation, cellular component: bicellular tight junction; plasma membrane. The record is from RefSeq and is a predicted model, not a curated record. Gene Ontology annotation, biological process: cell adhesion; bicellular tight junction assembly.